AUGUCGGGUCCAGCAAGCGCCGAAAUGGCAGGAGCUGCAUGGAAAAAAAAUCUGUCUGCGACUCUGAUUUGUCCCGAAUGCCAGGAUAAUCCCCCCAACCUGGAGUUUCCGGAUUCCCACGAGACCGUAUGUGGAACCUGUGGCUUGGUCCUUGCAGACCGCGAAAUCGAUAUGCACUCUGAGUGGAGAACCUUUUCGAACGAUGACCAGAACAACGGCGACCCGUCCCGUGUUGGAGAAGCCCCCAGUGAGCUGCACGGCCAGCCGCUCGAAACUUCAAUUGCUAGUGGAGCUUCUGGUCGAGCUCGCGAUCUCUACCGGGCCCAGAACAAGCAGUCCAACGAAAAGUCCAACAAGGCUUUGUUAGCGGCUUACAAAGAGAUUGGUAGUCUGUGUGAUGGUUUCGGUAUCCAGAAGAAUGUUGCCGAUACUGCCAAGUAUCUCUUCAAGAUCGUGGACGAUGCUAAGGCGUUCAAGGGAAAAUCCCAGGAUGUGAUUAUCGCUGGUUGUAUUUUCAUUGCUUGCCGCCAGUGCAAAGUUCCUCGUACCUUCACCGAGAUCUUCGCUGUGACCAAGGUUAGUCGCAAGGAAAUUGGCAGAAUCUACAAGGCUCUCGAGAAGUUCUUUACUGCUCAGAACGUCGAGCGAAAUGCCGCCGUUGUGUCCAACGGCGGUGUUGUCGACCAAAGUGAUAACUACACCGCUACCACCUCGACGAAGCCCAGCGAUCUCUGCAGUCGUUUCUGCAACUUGCUCGAUCUCCCAUACCAGGUUACCAGCGUGUCCUCUUCGCUGUCUGACCGCGUUACAUCCGACGGUGACCUUGCUGGACGUUCACCACUGUCUAUCGUGGCUGCCUGCAUCUACAUGGCAUCAUACUUGAUGGGCCAUGGCAAGUCAGCGAAGGAGGUUUCAGCAGUCGCUCACGUCUCUGAUGGAACAAUCCGUGGCGCUUACAAGCAACUUUAUGCCGAGCGUGAGCGUCUGAUUAACCCAGAAUGGGUCAAGGAUGGCAAGGGUGACCUGGCCAAUCUGCCCGUCAGCUAA
Penicillium angulare is the source of this 1047-nucleotide messenger RNA. Its product is annotated as transcription factor SUA7. Gene Ontology annotation, molecular function: RNA polymerase II general transcription initiation factor activity; TBP-class protein binding. NCBI's taxonomy places the organism in Eukaryota, Fungi, Ascomycota, Eurotiomycetes, Eurotiales, Aspergillaceae. The record is from RefSeq and is a predicted model, not a curated record. Bases 1 to 1047 code for a protein of 348 amino acids. The transcript has a single exon. Gene Ontology annotation, biological process: transcription preinitiation complex assembly; transcription initiation at RNA polymerase II promoter. Gene Ontology annotation, cellular component: transcription preinitiation complex; nucleus.